Molecule: messenger RNA, 2915 nt
Organism: Apis cerana (Asiatic honeybee)
Lineage: Eukaryota; Metazoa; Arthropoda; Insecta; Hymenoptera; Apidae
Product: histone deacetylase complex subunit SAP130-A
Biological process (GO): negative regulation of transcription by RNA polymerase II
Cellular component (GO): Sin3-type complex
Source: RefSeq, a predicted model, not a curated record
UAUUAGGCGCUAUAAACUUCUGUAGUGAUAAGAAAACUGCUGUUUAGAGUGUAAAAUGUUUUUUUUCAAGAAACAUCAAUGAAACAAAAAUAUUUUGAAAAUGUCAUAUAUGCAUGUUUAAAUAAGUCGGUAAUGGUUUUACCGCGUUAUGUUUUUAUAAAGGUAUACAUAUUUUUGUCAUAGUAUUCCUAAAAAAUACUGAUUAUUGUCAAUUUCAAAGACAAAAAAAAAUAUAGACAUGAAUACAACAUUAAAUUCAGUCGAGAGCAGCGGUGAUAAACAUCUACCAGAAACAACUGUACAAAGCAUAGCUCAGAAUUUAACUACUAUGCAAAGUAUACAAAAUGCACAAAGUGUUGUUCAAAGUAAUAUACAGAAUAUUCAAUCAACACAGACUAUAGUAGGAUCAGUUGGAACAUCAACUAAUCUUGUUGGAAAAUCAAUGUCAAUGGAUACAAAUUCAAAAUUACCUGUAAUGAAACCUGUAGUUCCAUCUGGUACCACUUCAACUUCAGAAACAAACAAAAUAACUACAACGAUAUGUUCAGUGGGCUCUACAGUAAGGAUAAUCUCACCAGGUAUGUUAAGUACAGUAGAACGUCAAAACCAACCACAGGCUCAGCAAUUAUUACAACAAACACAGCAAGUAUCAAAUAUGCCGGCAACUUAUCAUGUGCCUCGUGGUCCAGCUGCAGUUGCUAAUAUUUCUGCUCCAAGAUCAACAGUGGCUACUCCAAUUGUUAGAGCAAAUACAGGACAAACUAUACCUACUACAAGACCAGGAAUAAAUACAGCCAUUUCAAAUCCACAAUGGCAACCUAAAACAACAUCAGUUGUAUAUGCGCAACCACAAAGGCAUUCAACACCUCCAGUUAAUCGAAUUUCAAGGCCACCAUCAACAGUAUAUACCAAUCAACAGCCUCGUUUAAUUACACCUACAGGUCAAGGAAGAUCUGUACAAGCCACAAUGGUUACUGGAGUUCCUGGUACUCCAUCCAGAUUAAUAGCACCAGUUCUUCAAGCAAAUAAUAGUAUUACAAGAUUACCGGUUACACAAAGUAGACCAUCUGCUCCUCAGAUAUCAAAUAUAUCACAAACUACACAACCUGGUAGAUCUUCAACUCAAACUAUUCAAUCAAACAGGCCUUUGAGUACUACAGGUAUUGUAAAUCGUAUAGCUGUAUCAGCACCUGUAGUUGGAACUGUAAAUAGAGUAACUGCUUCAGCUUCAGUGACUGUUCAGCCAACAGUUGGAAGACAAUUAUCAAUAAACACUGUUGCUUCUCCAUCUACUGGAACUGUUAGUCGAAUUGUAAUUCCUUCUCAACAAAUACAACAGCAGCAGCAGCAGCAACAGCAACAACAGCAGCCACAAUCACAAACAAUACCACGUGUUGUUCAAACAGUAACUUCUUUAUCAAAUCUUAAUGCAGUAUCACGUAUAGUUGCUACAACAGCAAGUACAUCAAAUACAACAAGAAUAUCACAGCCUUCAUCAACUACUGUUGCUAGAAUUACUGGAAUGUCUUUGCAUCCUUUACCUUUAGCACCUACAAGAGUUACAUCAGCACCUGCUAAAACAGUACAGGCACAAAAUAUUGGACAAACUAUACAAAUCAAGCCCACUCAACAAUCUGGAUUUCGUGUUUCUUCUACCAGUAAUACAAAUAACAAUUCAAAUACAACGCCUUCUCAAUCGGCACAAGGACAAUAUUUACAUCCACCACAUACUGCAACUUAUUAUUCCUUUGAACCCACAGGAACAUAUACUCAGUACCGUCAAACUCCAGUGAGAUUACUUGUUGAACCUGGAUAUGAUGAACCUCAUACUAAAACAAAUGCAUCUCCUCGACCAAGUAUACUUAGAAAAAGAGAUCAUGAUAAUUCACCUAUUAAAAAUGCGGCAAAAAAUUUAGUUCCUGUACUUGCAUCUUUACCUCCUGUUACAACAUCUAGCCCACCAUGUUCACCAAGAGGAGAUCAAGAUGGUGGAGGUUGUCAGAGUUCAGGAUCUACUACAGUUUCUGCAACAUCAUCACCUGGACUUGAUGAAGAACCAGAACAAUCUAGAAUUACAAUAAAUCCAACAGUGGAAAUGUCUCCUAGAAAAAAGCCUCGAAAACAACAACUUACUGCAGUAGAAUUAACUGAAUCAAGAUGUACAGAAGAAGAAAUGCAAUUUAUUACAGAAGAAAGAAUGAAAAAAGAGCAUAAAGAAGAAUCAAAAGAAAAAUUAUCAGAAAAAAGACAAACUUCAAACAUACAAUGCGAUGUUAUUAAAUCUCCUAUACAGCAACCAACAGUUACAAUACGAACACGGCCUACACCUAGUUUAUUAGGACCUUCUUGGAAGAACAGAUGGGGUAGUAGACUUCAUCAUUAUAGAAGACCAAGUGAAGUUAGACCUCGUGAAGAAAGACGACCUACAGUUGCAGAAAUAGCUCAACAGAAACAUGUAUUACAGAAAUUAAAUGGCUGGAAAGUGUAUCAUCUUACAGCACAAAUGGAAGAUAUUGCAGAUCUUGAGAAACAAGUUCAUGAAAAAUUAAAAACAACAUUAACUAUACUUGAAUCACAGCAAAAUGUCAGGAAUAGACAAGAUGACGGUCUUGAACGUGUAAAUGAAUUGAUUAAAGGAAAUAUGCAACGUAGUAGCUUAAUUAGUGAAGGAAUGACAGAAGCACGCACGCAACUUAUUGCAAUAUUUCAACAUAAAGGACCUAUUACAGAUAUUUUACAACGAUGCGGCAAUAAACGUGCUCAAAAGAAACGAGAUAAAUGAGUUAUUGUGCGUAUUGAAUUAACGUGAAUAUGUUUAUAAAACAUCCUUGCAUGAGCAAGGUUUGAGAGGGCGUUAUUUUUAUCUGUGUCACAGAAUCUAUAUUAUAGGAACAAAAUAAAUGGUUUUAUAAGUC